Molecule: messenger RNA, 477 nt
Organism: Arabis nemorensis
Lineage: Eukaryota; Viridiplantae; Streptophyta; Magnoliopsida; Brassicales; Brassicaceae
Source: the annotation of a GenBank genome assembly
AUGGAUCGAACUCUCCAAAACACACACGCGAAGCUCCUGGCGCGUGACAUCAACCGCCUGACACAGUUACCUACAGAAACUAACUCCUUCACUCUCGGUGGCUGUACGUGUCUAUCACGCGUAGAGACAGUGGGCACGAUCGUAUCUCGCGACAUGACCCCUAAGUUCCUCAAGUUCGGCGUCGACGAUGGCACGGGCUGCGUCACGUGCGUCAUGUGGCUCAACCAGCUCACGUCGUCUUACUUCUCCCGGUGGGACCCUAACACGGUUCUGCUGCUCGCAAGCGCCGCGCGUAAUCAAGCCGCGGAUAUAAAAAUCGGAGCCGUGGCUCGCGUUCGCGGCCGCGUCGGCUCGUACAGAGGAAUGAUGCAGAUCACAGCGACUGUUGUGGUGGUCGAGAGAGACCCUAACGCGGAGAUGUUGCACUGGUUGGAGUGUGUAAGACUCGGUCGAAGCUGUUAUCGUAUUCAAAAUUAA